This is a messenger RNA of Cladophialophora psammophila CBS 110553, 1353 nucleotides long. RefSeq names its product transcription initiation factor TFIID subunit 6. Gene Ontology annotation, molecular function: transcription coactivator activity; RNA polymerase II general transcription initiation factor activity; protein heterodimerization activity. Gene Ontology annotation, biological process: RNA polymerase II preinitiation complex assembly; transcription initiation at RNA polymerase II promoter. Gene Ontology annotation, cellular component: SLIK (SAGA-like) complex; SAGA complex; transcription factor TFIID complex. Lineage: Eukaryota; Fungi; Ascomycota; Eurotiomycetes; Chaetothyriales; Herpotrichiellaceae. The transcript has 3 exons. Bases 1 to 1353 code for a protein of 450 amino acids. The record is from RefSeq and is a predicted model, not a curated record.
AUGACUCUCUGGGGGCAAGACACGGUCAGGGACGUCGCCGAGUCGGUGGGCAUCCUCAAUUUGAACAAGGAUGUCAACCAAGCGCUCUGUCGAGACGUCGAAUACCGCAUUUCCCAAGUCCUACAAGAAGCCCUCAAAUUCAUGAAACAUGCCCGCCGGACGAUCCUCUGGUCGCAAGACAUCUCGCAGGCACUUCGCGUGCUCGACAUCGAACCUCUUUAUGGCUACGAGUCUACGCGACCGCUGAAAUAUGGGGAGGCGUCACUGGGACCAGGUCAACCGCUAUUCUACAUCGAGGAUGAAGAGAUGGAUUUUGAGAAGCUCAUCAACGCGCCUCUCCCAAAGGUACCGCGAGAAGUCACAUUCACAGCUCACUGGCUAGCUGUGGAGGGGGUUCAACCCUCAAUACCUCAAAACCCAACCUCGAACGAAGCAAGGCAUCUCGAGCUGGUCCCCAAAGGACCCAACGCAAACCCUGCUCUGGCUGCAAUGAGCGGCACCGACAGCACCACGACGAAACCUCAGGUCAAACACAUCCUGUCAAAAGAACUACAGCUAUACUUUGAGAAGGUGUGCGCAUCGGUGUUGGACGAGACGCAGCCGGAGUAUCGCACGGCAGGAUUGGCCAGCUUGAAAGAAGACCCCGGACUGCACCAGCUCGUGCCGUAUUUCGUGCAGUUUGUAGCGGAGAAGGUCACGCACAAUUUGAAGGAUCUCUUUGUGCUCACGCAGAUGAUGAUGGUCACGGACGCCUUGACCCGGAACGACAAACUCAAUCUAACUCCCUACGUUGCCUCAAUGGUCCCUCCUGUAUUAACCUGCUUAAUCGGACGCACUCUAGGCACAGGCAUCGGAGCGCUAGAUCACUACGACCUCCGCGAUCUAGCUGGGGCGCUUCUCGGUCACCUCUGCAAUAAAUACUCCAAAUACUCACACAACCUCAAGCCCCGACUGGCGCGAUCCUGUCUGAAGACGUUCCUAGACCCAAAGAAGCCGUACGGAAGCCACUAUGGCGCCAUUCUUGGAUUAAAAGCCAUCGGCGGGGCAGAGGUGGUCCGACAGCUGAUACUGCCCAAUGCCAAAGCAUAUGGCGAGCUCCUAGAAGAGGAUAUCCAAGAUUCAGGCAUGAAGAAGGCCGAGGCGGAGAAGGUUGUCAGCGCGAUCCUCAACGCUCUGGGGACAUUGGUGGACGAUGACAUUCCCAUGAUGAACGGACACUCGGACGAGUCUGCUGCCAACACACGGGCCCAGCUAGUCGACAAGCUAGGAGAAGUGAUUGGAGGCAGGAUCGCAGACUCGGGGAACGCACGGUUCGCAAGGGCUGUGCUGGAGGGGGAUUUUGCGGGAUUAUAA